This is a messenger RNA of Odocoileus virginianus texanus, 4501 nucleotides long. RefSeq names its product G2/M-phase specific E3 ubiquitin protein ligase (gene G2E3). The record is from RefSeq and is a predicted model, not a curated record. Gene Ontology annotation, cellular component: nucleus. NCBI's taxonomy places the organism in Eukaryota, Metazoa, Chordata, Mammalia, Artiodactyla, Cervidae. Gene Ontology annotation, molecular function: ubiquitin-protein transferase activity.
CGCUUUGUCAUUUCUGCCAGACUUUUUGGUGGAAGUUACUAAGCACAGCCACAGUCAAGGAAAAAGAAAUUAGGCUCCAACUUUUGAAGGGAGGAGAUUCAAACUGAGUGUCAGUGACUGACCAAGUGGAGUAAAAUGAAUGAAAAUAAACCUGGAGGCUCACAGAAUUCUACUUGUGUUUUCUGUCGAAAGAAUGAUGACUGUCCUAUUAAAUAUGGAGAAAAGAAAACUAAUGAGAAAUGGAAUCUUACUGUACAUUACUAUUGUUUGUUGAUGUCAAGUGGAAUUUGGCAGAGGGGUAAAGAAGAAGAAGGAGUUUAUGGUUUUCUAAUAGAAGAUAUCAGGAAAGAAGUGACUAGGGCUUCUAAACUGAAGUGCUCUGUUUGCAAGAAAACGGGUGCUUCAAUUGGAUGUGUUGCACCCCGAUGUAAACGGAGUUAUCAUUUCCCCUGUGGACUUCAGAGAGAAUGUAUUUUCCAGUUCACUGGCAAUUUUGCGUCAUUUUGUUGGAAACAUCGACCUGUUCAAAUAAUUACAUCUAAUAAUUGUAGAGACUCCUUACUGUGCACCAUUUGCUUGGAAUUUAUAGAGCCUAUUCCAACUUACAGCGUGUUACGAAGUCCUUGUUGUAAGAAUGCUUGGUUUCAUAGAGACUGUUUGCAGGUGCAGGCAAUAAAUGCAGGAGUGUUUUUCUUUAGGUGCACUAUAUGCAAUAAUAGUGAUAUAUUUCAGAAAGAAAUGUUGAGAAUGGGAAUUCAUAUUCCUGAAAAAGACGCAUCUUGGGAAUUAGAGGAAAAUGCUUACCAAGAGCUUCUGCAGCACUAUGAGCAUUGUGAUGUCCGAAGAUGUCGUUGCAAAGAAGGGCGAGACUAUAAUGUGCCUGAUAGCAAAUGGGAAAUAAAGCGCUGUCAGUGUUGUGGUUCUAGCGGAACACAUUUAGCCUGUUCCUCACUACAGUCAUGGGAACAAAAUUGGGAAUGUUUGGAAUGUAGAAGUAUUCUCUACAGUGCAGGCGAAUUCCAGAAAGCCAAAAAGCAUGCAUUACCCAACACUAAUGUGGGAAUAAAUGAUUGUUUGUUGGAGGAGUCUUCACCUAAAUUAUCCAGACAGUCACCUGGAGACCAGCGUAAAGAUCUGCUGAGGCAAGGCAGCAAAUUUAGAAGAGAUAUCUCAACUCUAAUUAUAGAGUUAGGAUUCCAAGUUAAGAAAAAGCCUAAAAAAGUAUUUAUCAACAAAGCCAAUAUCUGGAAUAGUGCCUUAGAUGGAUUCAGAAAUCAGAACUUUAAUCCUUCAUAUACAAUUGAAAUAGUGUAUGUUAAUGAAAAUGAUCAUUUUGGAAGAGAGCAGCCUGGAUCAAAGCAAGAAUUCCUAAGUCUCUUAAUGCAGCAACUUGAGAACUCACCAUUGUUUGAAGGGUCCUUGUCAAAGAACUUGUCUUUAAAUUCUCAAGCUCUGAAAGAGAACCUUUACUAUGAAGCUGGCAAAAUGGUUGCCAUUUCUUUGGUUCAUGGUGGUCCUUCACCUGGUUUCUUUUCUCAGACCUUAUUUAACUGCCUUGCUUAUGGACCAGAAAAUACCCAACCAAUUUUAGAUGAUGUUUCAGACUUUGAUGUGGCACAGAUAAUGAUCAGGGUAAAUACUGCAGCAACUGUGGCUGACUUAAACUCUAUAAUAAAUGACUAUUAUAAGUACCUAGAGCUUAUUGGAUGUCUAAGACUUAUAACAUCAAUAAGUGAUAAAUAUAUGUUGGCAAAAGACAUCCUUGUUUAUCAUGUAAUUAAAAGAGUCCAAGCACCUUUUGAGAGUUUUAAACAGGGUCUGAAAACUCUUGGUGUUUUGGAGAAGAUUCAGACUUAUCCAGAAGCAUUUUUUCACAUCUUCUGUCAUAAACCUGAGAAUCUUUCUGCAAAAAUACUUAGUGAUCUUUUUACAGUACACACAUUGUCUGAUGUACAGACUUUGGGAUUUUGGAAUAGUUACUUACAGGCUCUUGAGGAUGGUAAAUCUACAGUAACAAUGGAAGACAUUCUUAUUUUUGCUACUGGUUGCAAGUCCAUUCCACCUGCUGGAUUUAAACCUACUCCGUCAAUUGAGUGCCUUCAUAUGGAUUUUCCUGUAGGAAACAAGUGUAAUAACUGUUUAGCUCUUCCUAUCACCAGUACAUAUAAAGAAUUUCAAGAAAGUAUGGACUUUACCAUAAAAAACACUCUAAGAUUAGAAAAAGAAGAAAAUUCUCACUUCAUUUGACAUUACCUGUUUUGAACAAAGGGAUGCUUCUUCAAAAGCUGCUGUAGAUACUUUUUGUUUCAGAAAUCUUUCCAUCAUCACUUUUGAGCAAACUUGGACCAAUAAAAUUUAUAAUAUGAACAUAAAGGAUUGUUUUGGCCACCUAAGCGAAAAAGGAAUUUUUGUUAAGGUGUACCAGUGAAAGUUAAUAUUUUUCUAUUUUCUUAAUAUACAUGCUUUGUAAACCUCAAUAUAAAUACUUGUAGAAUGGCUGCACAGACUUUCUUCAAGUAUAGUACAUACUGUAUAUAAGCAGAAAACUUGUGCUCACUUUAUGUAAAUUAGGAUUAGGUAUAGAAUGCCACAAUUAUUUUUCUGGUUUAAUUAUGCAAUUUUCGAAUUAUUACUUAUUUUAAAGCAUUAAGUAGGAAAGCUAAAUGAGUGAUUUUUUUUUUUUUUUAUAAAUCAAAGGCAUAUAUUUUGGAGUAUGUGUUAUAUGUAUCCUCUUCUAGGAUGGCACUAAAUUAGUUAAAUGUUUUUAGAUCAUUGAGUUAUAUUACAAUAGAUCCACACUGCUGUUAGAUGAUGCCUUAAGAGAUGUAUUAUAUAAGAAAGCAGAAUUGCACAAAUACUCAAGAAUCUAUGGAUAUUCCAUAGUCUUAAAACACUUCUGAGGUGAGUUAAAAUAUAGUUGAAAAAUCUCUUAAGUGUCUUCUUUAAAGCCUUGGCUUUAAUCAUAAGAUUUUUUUUGUUUGUUUGUAUCCCAUGUGUGGUAUUAAACCACAGUGUAUAUGAUCCACAGUUUAAGUUAUCUGAAUAGAAUGAUCUCUGUGGAUUGCCUUUUGGUAGGUUUGGCUAUUUAACAGUUAUUUAUUAUCAGUAUGGUUGUUUGAUGGGUAAGCUGGCACCAUUACAUUAUACAGUUAUUUUCUUUACUUUUGAAAGAUACCUGUCUAUAUAAACAGUGUAGAAGUAGGGAAGAAAGAACUACAAAGAAUGAAAAACCCAUGCUAAUCUCACCAUGCAGAAUUAACUGUCCCUGCAUAUCCUUUUAUUAAUAUAAACUCUUAUAUUUCCUGUCUUUUUUAACUUUAUUCUUAUAAAAGUCAAAGAAUACCUAGAAAUAAAAAGAGAUUAUGUAGUAACAAUUUGAAGAUACAUAAUCUGACAGUUUUAUCACCAUAUCUGUACUCUUACAAAAGAAGAAAUUGGAAAAAUCUAAUGUCCCUAAUCUUUUAUCUAAUAUAAAUGGGUUUUUCACCAAAAUAAAUCAUAUGAGAGAAAAAUUGCUUGUUUUUAAGCACAUUUUUUCCUAGCUAUGCAAAGCAGGUAUCAGCCAUCAUAUUCUCAUCCUCUCUGAGAAACAUCUGUAAAUUACUGAUAUUUUUAAAGACAAAUGACAGGAUUAGUAGCGUGAUACUGGUAAUAUAAAACAUGUCCUAGUAUAAUUUGUUUUGUUACAUUUACUAAAAGUGAAACUUUAACUUGAAGGUUUUGAAACAUUAAACAAGGCAUUUUUUGUCUUGUGUUGAAUUCUGUUAAAUUAUCAAAAGUAAUUAAAGGAUCAGUUAACCAAAAAGAAGUUUAAACUCACCAUACAGGUUUUAUUCCAAAUGUGUUGAUAAACUGGACAUUUUAUUUGUUAACCUACCUAGUUUUAUAAAAUUUUAAAAGCCGUUAAAUCAAUACAAACCAGAAAACCUAAUUCAAGCUGUUUUCUGGUUAUUUGUAGUUUGAAUUCAUUUAAUUACAGUCAUAAUUAAAGCUGUUAAAUGCUCACAUGCUUUUGAGGUGGGGGCUGCUGAUAGGGGGCAGUGUGCUUGUGUUGGCUGCGAUUAAAAGCAGUAUUUCAGUUCCUCUUAUGUGUAGACAGGGCUUUAGGGGUAAGGUGUUUAAAUAAUAAUUUGGGAUAUUCAUGUUUUAAAGGGAGGUGUAAAUAUUCAUAUUGGAAAAUAUUUUCUGGUUUUAAGGAUAUUCAUCAGUACGGAUUUAGAUUAAUGUUUGAAGCUAUGUCAGAGAAACCUGUAGGUUAUUUAUUUUCUGCAGUGUAAUGUGUCACAUGGUUGCUUUUGGUUUUUUCCUAUUGUUACAGCCAAUACAGAGUUUUUGCUGACUUUGAUUUUUUUAAAGGAAUUAUGUUAUAAACCUUUAUAAACCUUUAUAAAUGUGAAUAUGUUUUUCAUAAGUAUUUCAAUUGUCUAAAUGCCAUGUAUUUUCAAGCUUGUUCUCUGUUACUCUCAAUAGCAAGAAAAACCAUAAAUUUGCCUCUUACCUA